GAGAGGAGGAGCAGGCGGUGUGCUGAUGUUCAGCAGGUUCCUGUGAGGUUUCUCGCUUUCUCUUCACUGUGAACUUGUUACUCCUCUCGCCUGGCGGGUUGACAAACGAGGUGACAAUGGCCGACGAAGAGGAGGGGGAUACCUACCGGGAGAUGAAGCUUUUUCCACAGCUUUGGCCCCGCCACAGGUGCCGCUCUCAGAGUGAUACCUCCGGAUUUCGAGCUAGAGUUUUGUUCAAGCUCCGGGGAGCCCGCUCAGUUGAGGGAUUGGAGAAAUCAACAUCUCUGGCCAGCUGCGACGUGGCGGUGGACAGCUCUGCCAAUGCCCAGAAUGCCCAUGCAUCACGGCAGCAGCGAGGCAAGCUGUCAACCCUGGGCAAACUUUUCAAACCCUGGAAGUGGAGGAAGAAGAAGACCAGCGACAAGUUCCAGGAUCUUUCAAAAGUUCUAGAGAGAAAAAUCUCCACUAGACAAACAAGGGAGGAACUCAUCAAGAAAGGAGUUCUCAUCCCAGACCAAGAUGAACCAGUCAUCAGUGAAAAUCUGAAUGGCCAUGCCACAUCCAGUUUGACGCCAGAGGAAGUCAAAGUCGACAUUGAGUCUCAAGAAACACUGCGGGAGGAACAGGCCACUGGGCCGGUCAGAACUGAGGAGAAACCAGAAAGGUCUGAUACUAAACCUAACACCCGGGCAAAUCAGGUGCGACCUCGAGAGACUCAAGCUAAAAAACAGCCAAGCGCCACCCCGCCCGCAUCAUCCAAACCUGCCAGUGGCACCGCAGCCACGGCAAAGCACAAGGAUGGUGCCUCUGGGGCUAAAAAGACAACUAAAACCACUGUCAAGACUGGGUCAUCCACACAGGCUAAAGCUAACCCCCCACGGAACACUAACACGACUGGUCGUGGGACUGCCAAGUCCUCUCAUCCAAAGAAGACGGGAUGCACAACAAAAAGCACCACCGCCUCCACCUCCACACCUCGUUCUCGUGCAUCGAAGGACACUGGUUCUGCAGCACAGAAUGAAAGGACAGAUGCAAAGACCAACCGGAAAUCAGACACUCCGACUUCAUCGUCUGUACCUCAAAAAGCCUCUGCAGAGACUCUGAACCCACCUGGAGACUUAAAAUCUUCUGCCCUUUCCUCAGACACCAAACCUAUUUCAUCUAAAAUCUCAAGCAAUGACACAGGGGGAGCUCAGGGGGACUCUGUCCAAGAUCCUAAAUCUUCACCUGACGCAUCGCGUGCAGGUGAAAAUACCCAUAAAGGUGCGGUUCCUGGAACCACAAGCCAGUCUUCUCAUGUCAACACUGCUACAGAAAACACAUCAUUCGGAGAUGGAGAGGCACGCGGCAGCUCACAGAGCAAUAAACAGGAGAGGACAAAAGAGGAGGGAGGAGGAGGUGGAACGAAGAAAGGAGAAACAGAGAAUGUUGUUGAAAAUAGCCGGAGGUCAGCAGAGGAUGAAGCAGAAAAGCCGCAGCGACCCAGUGUAAAAACAGAGCAGGCCGAGGUGACCGUGAUACCCGAUAGGCCGAGAGACAGCCAAACUAGUGACUCUGAUUCUGACGGACCAAUCCUGUACCGGGAUGAGGAGGAAGAAGAGGAGGAGGAAGACGAGGACUCAAACAACUCUCUUGCCAGCAAGAUCCGCCGACGAGACACCUUGAACAUUAAACUGGGGAACCGGCCCAGCAAGAAAGAGCUGGAAGAGAAAAACAUUCUGCCACGGAGUUCAGAGACGGAGAGGCACGAGCUACGCCAGCAGAUAGGCAGCAAAUUAGUCAGACGUUUGAGCCAAAGACCAACCACAGAGGAGCUGGAGCAGAGAAACAUUCUCAAGCAAAAGAAUGAAGCAGAGGAGCAAGAAGCUAAGCAAGAGAUUAAAAGGAGGCUCACGAGAAAGCUGAGCGUGAGGCCAACGGUGGCAGAGCUUGUUGCUAGGAGGAUUCUUCGUUUUAAUGAAUAUGUGGAGGUAACGGACGCCAAGGAUUAUGACAGACGAGCUGACAAACCCUGGACACGGCUUACUCCUGCUGACAAGGCUGCUAUCCGUAAGGAGCUGAAUGAGUUUAAAAGCCGAGAGAUGGAGGUUCAUGAAGACAGCAAACAGUUCACCAGAUUUCAUCGGCCGUAAGUGUCCUCACUGCCCUGUCGACGUCAGCGCCACAAGCUCUCUGGUCCACAUCUCCCAGCAGGCUCAGCUCAGUCCACUUCACUCUGGAACUCAGUCGACCUUUUUCACAGCAGACGUUUUGACUUGUCGCAGCAGGAAAAGCGCAGGUGUACUUUACAACACUUAAACGUGACUGUGUUUCAUUCGGGUUAACCAGUUCCAAAACCUUGGAUGUGCGCUCAUACUUUAGAAGAGCGAUUGAUAGAAAGGUGACACUCUUAAUGAAAGUUGCUUCACCUGCAUUUUUCCUACUGAAGCACAUCAGAAUAUCUUAUGUAAAAAAGCUCUGUUGCCCCCGAUGAAACUUUAAGUCUAUAAUAACAUCUGUGUGUGUGCUUCAUGGCACCCAUAAAACAUUUGCACAUAUCCAAUGUCAGGAUAGUGGCGUGUAUUGUGCUCAGAUUAGAUUUAUUUAUUGUAGAGUAUCAGAACCAGCUGGUACACAAAAUAUUUUGUGUAUUUUCUUUUAGUAUGUUUUCGGUCAGCCCUGUAGUAGAGAAUGUGAGUGUACUGUAGAGUUUGUGUCCUUGCCAGGGUAUGCCUUGUCAGAAACUGACAAAUGGCCAAAUAUGGGCAACUUCCUAGGACAGGAAGUGGGGAUGAUUGGAUAGUUUCAUGCUGAUGUCAGUGCCUAUGUCACAGAUCACAGGAGAGGAGAGGCAGUUUCCUCUGCUCAGAUGUUCCCCUCAGAGAUAAAUCAGAAAUACUGCAGUUCAUUUUUUUAAAAACAAGCUUUAAGUUCUGCCACUAGAGGGCACUGUAUCCUAAGAGUUACAGAAGAGGAUGGCGCACGUAGCUGAAGAAUAACCGCAAGUGUUAUAUUUAAAACUGCUAAAGUUGAGGGAGCCACCUGAGGCUUUAAUAUUGAAGUGCACAACCCAUUCUGGCCACUUCUAAUCCCUCAGCACACUUUUCUGAUGAUACAUGAUGAUAACAUAUCAUCAUAUCAUCAUGUAUUCUCUGCUGGGUUAUGAACCUCUAAUCACAAAGUGCUAGACAAGCUGUUUAGAGGAUGUACUUAUUGUUUUCUUACUAGUUCCAUUACAGGCCUUUGGCUGGGGAGCUUUACUUGGCUCUUUAUUUGGUGCCAAAGAUAAAGCAGGAACCUGAUCGUAUGUAGGUGUUCUAAAUUGGAACGCUUACAGGUUUCAUUCUGUUGGGUGGACUACGUAGAGAACAGGCACUGAGAGGUUCAGCACUAGUAAUGAACUGCCCUCUUCUUUCAGAGAAUGAAAGAGUGCUUUAAUUUUCAUUUCCUUGAACAUGCUUUUGCAAUUUAGUCAAGUGACUUUAUUUUUAGAACACAUUUAAAAAGAAGAAAUGUUGACAUGAGUGCUUUGUGACUUUUGUGAUUAUAUCUUUACAUCUAGCCUUAACAUGCAUCUUGAAUCCAGCAAAAUUACCUAGUGUCAUUACAUGUUUUUUUUAACCAUGAAUCAGAUUUAUUUGAUGGAUUUGUUCCACUUUUUGGAAAGUUAAUCUCCAGCCAUGUUAAUUAUUUCAAUAAGAAAUUGUCAUUUUAGAUCAUUUUACAGUUUUGGUCAAUCAUUGGGAAAAUGUUUCAACUUUUAUGUGGUUGAAUAGAUGCCAUAUUUAACGGAGUCAAGAGGAUUUCCUUUGUUUAAAUGUGGAGCUAUGAAGCAUCUAGUGUGUGGAUUUGUGAUUUUUUAGCAAUCUGGCUCGGUUGGUUUGGUAACUAUUGGAUUUUGGGGGAUUUGUGGAUUUGCUGCCUUUAAGUGCACUGCCAGAUACUUGAGAUGCAUGUUUCGGAAAAAUGUAGAGGAUCCAUUAAAAGUGUUUUCUUUCUCCGAGAAUGCCAGAAUGUUUAUCUGAGCUUUAGUAAUAUUUUUGUCCCAUGCCUACUCGACAAGAGUGGAGAUGUUGGCUGUCGAGUGAUUGACAGAUAGAGCUUGCUGACCUCCAAAAGUCCGUGUUCUCAUAAUAGAGCCCCAACCUCCACAAACACUCGUCAUUCUUCCAAAUAGUAACUGAAAAGGGCAGAUUGAUUGUUUCCGCUUCUGAAUGUGCGGGGGUUGUAAAGUGAAAAGAUGUAUAGCAAUGAAAAAGAAGCAACAGUAUUCUUGUUGAUGUCUAAGUUGUUGUUCAUAUAUAUAUAUAUAUAUAUAUAUGUAUGUGUGUGUGUGUGUGUGUGUGUGUGUGUGUGUGUGUGUGUGUGUGUGUGUGUAUUGUACAGAAUGUAUAUCAAGCAUGUGCAUACAUUGAUAUGAAUUUUACUAACAAUAUAAUAUGAUACAACUUUGAUGUGAAUGUUUUAAAAUCAAAUUGCGUUGUUUUUUUGUAAUAUUUUUUUGAUACCAUCUCCAGACACUGAUAAAGAAGUGAUUACAGCUGACCUGAAAGUAGUGCUUUUUAAGCAAUUUAUCAAGCACAGUCUUUAAUAAUAACCUACCUAUUUCAUAUGUAGACAAAGAUAAUGAUCUCUGGGAAUAUCCGGUUUUGGAUUUAUUUCUACAAAUAUCCAUAGUUUUAAUCUGCACAAAAUAGAAAUCCUUUACAUAGUAAUAAUAAUAAUACUUGGUUUUAGAUAUUUAUAUAUAAAGAGAGAGAGUGUACUCUAUAUGUAGAGUUUACAUAUGCUAAUUAGUUUGGAAAUGAAAACUAGCAGCUGAAGAAAGGAAGUCAAUAUGAGUUUGAUCCCUUACAGUCUGCUUGGGAGCACAGGUGAACACGGUAGACACCGUCAGCCAAAGCUGCUGUAAAAUACCCAGGAAUUUUGAGCUUUUAUUACAGAUUAAAAGUCAUACAUCCAAUUGAGUUAGAGGCAAAUAGAUGUUUUGGGGUUUUUUUGGUUCAUAAACAUAUUUUACCUCUCACAUGAGAGACGUCUUUGGAGGUGGUCCUGAGAGUCUUUACUGCUUUCCAUUUAUCUCAGAAGCUGGAUGUCAGAGCUGGGAUUUGCAUCACUCCCAAGUUGAGCGUGUUCCAGUAGUAAAGUCGGAAAAAACGGGAUUUGUGAUCAACGCAUUCAUUCUGAGUUGGAAAUCCGACUUUAGCAGAAAUUCCAUUUUCCAACUUUAACUUGAACAUACUAUCUAACCUACCCUGUCAUCGCAGGUGUUGGUAGGGUAACAUGAGCCAAGAUGUGAAUCAAGAUGUGGUUCGUUGGGGUCACAAGUGUGUCAAGGUGUGAGUGGCCCAGCUGAACUUAAUAAAUUGCAUAAUGGGAGGGUGGGUCAACAACUCUCACGACUAUCUCCAAGGUGAUGACCUCGCUAGGGGCACACUGCUGCCCAUCCCACCAUGGUUAAGCAGCCUAACCCAUGUUAUUAACAAUUUACAGCCUGUAUACAGUCAAAUAAAAUUACAAUUAAACUGGUUAUUCAGCGUUAUCACUCAUUAUGUACCAGUUAGGAAAAGUUUUAAUUGUUAUCAAAAUAAAUUAAAAACUUGGAGUUUCUUAACAUUUACUCAAAGCUACAUUAUAGCGUGUUGUAUAUAAUUUUAGCAAUUUAUACACUCAUCAAUCACAUUACAACCUCCUGUCUAAUCAUGUGUAGGUCCUUCUGCUGCCAAAACAGGUCUGACUCAUCAGGGUAUUGACACAGGACCUUUUGGGAUGUCUUGUGUUGUCUGGCAUCAGAACAUUGGCAGCAAAUCCUUUAGAUCCUGUCGGUUGCAGGUUGGAGGUGCCUCGUUACAACACACCCCACAAAGGUCCAGUCGGGGUCUUGAGCUCUUUGUUGUGUUCCUGUAAUUGGUUUUUGUUGAGUUGCAGGGUGCAUUGUUCAGCUGGGAGAGGCUCCUGGCAAUGGUGGGUUGUGAAGGCCAGAGUCCAAUAUUUCCCAGCAGUACACUGAAUUAUAACAAGAUGAUCAGUAUUAUUCGCUUCACCUGUUAGCAGUUUUUAAUGUUGUGGCUGAUAGGUGUACAUAUCAGUGCUAAAUAUGGAGGUUAAAAUGAAGCAUUACCAAAUGAGAAUAUUUAGAAACCUUCUCCAGGCAAAAGCUUAGUGUUAUCGCUUUUAGAACGGCUUUUUAAUAUUGAAACCGCUUACACCGAAAUACUUGUAUGGAAUAUCAACAGCAUUUAUAUCGUGCAUAAAUCCAUAUUUCUAUCCGAAAUCAGGAAUGUGGGUGUUAAGCUAUAACCACUUAAUUCAUCAGGAUUCAGAACGAAUCGUCUAAAAACGUUGAUGUGUUGAUGUGUUUCAUCUCAUCUGUACGGCAGCUGUAAAAUAAACAGUCCCGUUACCCAAAGAAGCUGAAAGCCUACCCCACAUUUCCCAGUGUUAAUAGUGAUAGUGGAAAACGUAAUAAUAUUUAGACUGCAUUUCAGAAGGUAUUUCUCUAUUUCUCUUGACAGCCAUAGUGGCACUUGUUUUUCCUGAGCUGCUACUGUUCAUUUGUAAUGCUGUCUGCUUCCCCCAGUUCAUAAAAAUGUUUACAUUGAGAAUGUCUCCUGCUGGUGGUGCUUGAAGCUUCCUUUACUGCUUCCCGAAUGUAAAUCUAUACUUCAGACUGGAGCCACAAUCAGACUGCAGUCAAAACCCCCCUUUUUUUUCUUGAACAUGUAAUCUUUUCUUGACCAUGUGAAAAUGAAUUGUAAUUUGCUGCAGUUUAGCAAAUCAUGCUAUAAAUCCUAUAUACAGUAAUGCAUAAACUGUCAGAGUAAUGGAUUUACUUUGUGCUCAGAGCAGCAAAGGCUGAGGAGAGGAUAUUUCACAUGAGCUCCAACCACCUUUACUCUAUGUUUGACAUUAACAAUUCAUCUUUGAAGUUGUAUUACAAUGUUAUAUAUCUCAAAACAGCUACUGUUGUGUCCAAACUGUGUAUAGUGAUUUUGUAUAUAAAGAGUUAAACAAAAA
Molecule: messenger RNA, 6996 nt
Organism: Oreochromis niloticus (Nile tilapia)
Lineage: Eukaryota; Metazoa; Chordata; Actinopteri; Cichliformes; Cichlidae
Gene: phactr2
Product: phosphatase and actin regulator 2
Exons: 13
Coding region: 117-2132 (671 amino acids)
Biological process (GO): actin cytoskeleton organization
Molecular function (GO): actin binding
Source: RefSeq, a predicted model, not a curated record